AUGGUAUCGUUAGGAAUUGACUUAGGAACGACGUUCAGUGGAGCUGCAUCAAUUGUCAAUGGCAAUGUGGUUCAUAUAUCACACGAAACGGGUCGUGAAUUUUUGGAGAGUAUGGUGAAAUUUAUCGGGGACACGUACGUCGUUGGUGCAUUGGACGGAAACUUGGAGGAUUUCAAUGAGCCUUGUGUGGUGUUCGACAGUAAACGAAUGAUUGGUCGGAAAUUCUCCGACUCUCAAGUACAACGCAUGAUCUCCGAUUGGCCUUUCACAGUGACCUCAGUGGAUGACGAGAUUCAAAUCACCGUCUCCGACGGUACUGGAACCCGCAAUUACACACCUGUGCAAAUUUCCGCUCUAAUAUUGAAACGAUUGAAGGAGAUGGCAGAGAGGCAAUUAGGAGAGCCCGUAGUCAGCACUGUGGUCACAAUUCCCGCACGAUUCGGUAAUGCCCAACGCAAAGCGACCAGAGAUGCGUGCAAGUUAGCCGGCCUGCCCAAAUGUAGUUUGCUUCAAGAGCCAACCGCGGCUGCGAUCGCAUAUAUUGACACAGACAACGUUCCCGUAGGGAAAAUGAUUCUGGUCUAUGAUCUUGGUGGUGGCACGUUUGACGUGUCCAUCGUGGUAAAGACCGAGAACGGUUUCGAGGUGAAGCAUACACUGGGAGAUACGGCGCUUGGCGGUCGGGAUUUCGAUCAACGACUUGUGUCACUUUUGCGUGAAAAAUUUCAACGAAAACAUAGCAAACAAUUACCAAGAGACCCGCACACAAACAACGCGUUGUUAUCACGUUGUGUGAAAGCCAAAAUGCAAUUGUCUCACUUGAUGCGUUCAAAAGUGAUUCUCGGCUCAUUGUCUCUGAGUGAGGAAAUCACUCGUGCAGAGUUUGAAAAUUGUAACAGAGAUCUGUUUGCUCGGACCAUACAGUUAAUCGAUGAUCUAUUCCGGGAGUACAAUCUGACGAAGGAACAAAUCUAUAAAGUAGUGGUUGUUGGAGGUUCUACGCGAAUACCGAAAAUUCACAACCUACUGAGUGAAUACUUCGGCGAGGAACGAAUCACACACCAGAUACAUCCAGAUCGAGCUGUAGUUGAGGGAGCCGCAAAACAUGCGGAAAAUUUGACAAGACCACGUGAAGAACAAUUAUCUCGCCUGAUUGUCAAAGAUAUCAAUCCGUUGGAUUUGGGUGUGGAAUCCGCAGAUGGACGGAUGGUGCCCAUUAUUGGACGUGAAACGACCGUUCCUGCUGAAGGAUUGCAUUACGCAACCACUGUUUCCAACAAUCAGACAGAUAUGCAAAUCAAAGUGUACGAAGGAAACGAUCCGAUCGCGCGUAACAAUUUGCUCGUCGGCAAAUUCACUCUAUCCAAUCUGCCCGCACUUCCAGCCAGAAAAGUCCUCGUGUGUAUCACGUUCCGGUACACGGAGGAAUCGAUUGUUGAAGUGAUUGCCGAUUGUGUGUCGAACGGAGUCAGCCGGGUAGUAAAAAUCGAUUUACCGUCUGAACGACGCCGAGUGGCUGAACGGGACCGGCAACAAGCGGAUCUAAAUCGACUCCAGUACGGAAAUGUUCCACAUCGCGAGCGGGAUCCGACAAUUGAAGAACUUGAGACAGAAGUGCAUCGCAAUAUGCAUGAUCCAACAGCUUCAGAUUUGCUAAAACAUGUUUGUCAGAGCAUACUUCAAUGGAUCCGAACAUCAAACACGUUUACUGUGGCUGAUAUUUACGACAAACUGAAUCGGAUUGAGGCAGCAAAACUGCCACCCAUUCUUUUGCCGGCCUAA
Molecule: messenger RNA, 1782 nt
Organism: Echinostoma caproni
Lineage: Eukaryota; Metazoa; Platyhelminthes; Trematoda; Plagiorchiida; Echinostomatidae
Source: the annotation of a GenBank genome assembly